UCUAUCAACAUGUGGAAAAUCAUUUUUACUUUUACCAUCAUCCUCGUCAAGGAAAUUAAUUCCUGCGGCAUCGCCCUUUCUCCACCUUGUGCCCUUCCACCGCCACCAGCUUGUGGACUACCCGCUCUUCCUGCUUUACCUGCUCUUCCUGCUUUACCUGCUCUUGCUGCCCUCCCACCUCUUCCUGCUCUUCCAGCUCUUUCUGCUCUCCCAGCUGCACCUGCUUUAGGCUGUGGACUUCCUGCACUUCCGGCUCUUCCAGCCCUUCCAGCUGCUCCAGCUUGUGCCCCACCCCCACUACCACUACUAGCUAUACUCCCAUUGCCAUUGCCAUUGCCAUUGCCUGCAGCACCUGCUGCUCCUCCAAAGUAGAUCUGUCUUCCAAUAAAACUCGCUCUUCCAACAUUUGUGCCAUUUGCUCUACUACCUUUGCCAGUCUAUUAAAGCAGUUAAUCUGAUUUUCCAUCAAAUUGGUUCCAAUUGUCACAGUAGUUGUUCUUAAAAUUUUGCUGAAAUAAAUGUUGUCACACCAG
Molecule: messenger RNA, 533 nt
Organism: Tribolium madens (black flour beetle)
Lineage: Eukaryota; Metazoa; Arthropoda; Insecta; Coleoptera; Tenebrionidae
Product: oleosin-B6-like
Exons: 3
Coding region: 10-372 (120 amino acids)
Source: RefSeq, a predicted model, not a curated record